This is a messenger RNA of Mytilus trossulus (common blue mussel), 2532 nucleotides long. Its product is annotated as ankyrin-1-like. Gene Ontology annotation, cellular component: cytoplasm; nucleus; ciliary inversin compartment. The coding region runs from base 137 to 1276 and encodes 379 amino acids. The record is from RefSeq and is a predicted model, not a curated record. Gene Ontology annotation, biological process: protein localization to ciliary inversin compartment; regulation of barbed-end actin filament capping. Lineage: Eukaryota; Metazoa; Mollusca; Bivalvia; Mytilida; Mytilidae. The transcript is spliced from 13 exons. Gene Ontology annotation, molecular function: protein binding.
CCCCUAUAGAUAAAUAUUAGUAUUUUUAGAAUGACUACGGAAUUAACACGAUUAAACAACUCAAUCUGAAAUUCAAUUUCACAUCAAGGGUUUCAAGAGAAGAUAGAAAAUCAUGAUUGCAAGAUAGAAGAAUGAAAUGAGUCGCUUGUCGCUAAAUCAGGGUCUUCUAGAGGCUAUUGAAGCCAGGGAUUUAGAAAGGACCGAGUAUUAUGUUUCCUCUGGUGCAGAUAUUAGCAUUACUGACAAAUACGGUAAUACUCCCUUCCAUGCAGCUGUUAUCAAUAAGGAUCCCGACAUAGUUCAGUUUUUGUUAGAAAAAACAAAUGUAAAUCCAAACCGAAAAACGAAGUUCGGUAACACUGCCUUACAUUUGGCUGUUAUAUGUUACAGUCCCACCAUAAUCCAUUUGUUAUUAGAGCGAACAGAUAUAGAUUCAGGUGAAACGAAUAAGUCUGGGAACACUGCCUUACACUUAGCUGCAAAAACCGGACAUCUCGACGCAGUCCAAUUGCUAUUAGAGAGAACCGACAUCAAUCCAGAUGAAAAGAAUAAGUCUGGCGAUAACCUCUUACAUUGUGCAACUGAAGGUGAACAUAUUGACGUAGUCAAGUUGUUAUUAGAGAAAACAGAUAUAAAUCCGAAUGAAACGAAUGAAUCCGGCGAUAACCCCUUACAUUGUGCUAUUAAAGUUGGACAUUUCGAGUUGGUCCAGUUGUUAUUUGAGAAAACAGAUAUAAAUCCAAAUGAAACGAAUAAGUCCGGCGAUACUCCCUUACAUUGUGCUAUUAAAGGUGGACAUUUCGAGUUGGUCCAGUUGUUACUAGAGAAAACAGAUAUCAAUCCAAAGGAAAUGAAUAAGAUCAACGGGGACACUCCCUUACACACUGCUGUUAGAGAUCGAAACCUCAACAUUAUCAAAUUGCUAUUAAGGAGGAGAGAUUUAGAUCCAAAUGAAGUAAAUAAGUCCGGUAAUAACCUCUUACAUUGUGCUACUAAAGGUGGACAUCUCGACGUAGUCCAGUUGUUGUUAGAGAAAACAGAUAUAAAUCCAAAUGCAAUGAAUAAGUCCGGUGACAACCCUUUACAUUGUGCUACUGAAGGUGGACAACUUGACGUAGUCAAGCUGUUAUUAGAGAAAACAGAUAUAAAUCCAUAUGAAAUGAAUAAGGAUGGGAAGACUGUUUUACAUAUCGCUCUUGAGAAAGAAGACACCGAAAUAGUCCAAUUAUUAUUAGAAAGAACACAAAUUGAUCCCAACAAGAAAACUAGAGUAUGAGUUAUUUAUUACCCAACGUUAUUUGCGUCGGAUGAUGGGAUUAUUAAACCACCUGAUACAACUAUCAAACUUUAUGUCAAUAACAUAAUUUCGAUAAAAUCUGUAUUCAUCUAUCCAUCAUACUUUAUCCUUGAACAAGUAAACUAAGGUUAAUUGUAUGUUACAAAAAAAAAGAAGAAAAUUGAAUAAAUUGAACUGAUAUGUUUUUUAUUGACAUGAGCUCAACCACUUUCUCUACAGAAACACCAUAAGCGAUUUACUAUUCAGAUACCUUUGGAAAAUGUGGACAUUAUUUUAGGAAUAAAUCGAAUAUUUACAAACCACUCAAAAUUUAUGUUCAAUUGUACAUACGCAUCUUAUGCAAAUAACUAUAUUAAAACGUUGAGCCGAGUUCAGUCCCAGUCUUUGGUUGAGUUCAAUUUCGACAAACGUUAGUUUUUCUAAGGAUUUGAUUGAAUUUAGCAUUUGGUUGAAUUUUCGUCUUUAGUAUUGUCAGGUACUGGUAAAUGUUACAUAAAAAACCCAAAUAGGUAUUAAAUUGUGCGGUGUAAUUUAUAAUACUUAAUCGGUAGCAAGAUUGACAAAUAUUUUAUAAUGAUUCUUUAUAAUUGUGGCAGUAAUCCACUAUACUUAUAACUAUGGUAACAAGUCAAAAUUCAAGUUUUUACUAAAUAUAAAGGAGGGAAGCAUUUCAUCAGCUAUGCUAUGAAUUUCUAGUUUAUGUUUGUAUACAGGUUCAAGAUGAUGUUGACAAUUAACAAGUUUAUCAAAUAUUUAAUGUGUAAAACACUAGAAGUGAAAUGAACUUUUCAUUUGUUUACAUUUUGUUGUACAAGUGUUGCGGUAGGGAAUGUAUGUAAUUACUCAUGGCUCACCUUCUACAUGCUAUAUAUCAUGUACUUUUCGAAUUAAGGAUCAUUUCUUGUAACCAAAAAUUCUUAUUCAAACGUUUGAUAUGCCUGAUAUACAUAGGAAAAUAUUUCAACAGCAAAUAUAUGCACGAAACGAUACCGUUACAACAGCACAAUGGAAAACCAAACUUGCAUAUCAAAUUGAACAUCAUAGCCUAAAAUUGAGAUUAUAAUGACAUAUUUUAAAGAUUAAGUGAUGAAAUGAAUUACUACAUUGGUAAUUAUCCCAGUACCCAUUUUCUGACCAAAUUGAAGAAUUUGCAACUCAUGUGAAUGUUUAUUGUUAACAUUCAUGAUUACUUCAUGCUAGAAAUGUUUUGAAAAAUUUUGUCAUUUUCAAAUAUA